AUGGAAUCUUCAAGAACAAAGUCCGACCUCUGUCAUGCAAUUCGUCUAAGCCUCUGUCAAGACUCUGCAGUUCGUGGCAGAGGUAACGACGUCAUUGAUGAAGCGGCCACUCAUCACAGUUUCAUCCUUGAUGUAUUGAAUCUAGCUGUUGACACAUCAGUCGGAGAAAGCAUACAAGCGGCGGCGACUAAUCUCUUCCUCGAUCAUGUACAGACUCCCACGCUUAGCACCAAUAUCUAUAAUACUUGGUUUGCUGAGAGGUUACAGAAAAUCAUUGAUUUCAUUAUUAUACCCAACAUUAUUCUGAGAGAUGAGGACAUAAUCUUUUUUGAGAGAUUAUAUAUCAGGUUCUGGGAUAUGGAAGGAAGUGAAGUCGACUCUCGGAGAAGGGAUGCCUGUGGGCUUCUCAAAGGGGCUAUUCUCAAUUUUGAGAAACCGGUCACUGGCAUGAUCAUGGAUAAGAUGGAUCGCAUUCUGGGCAUCAUCUUUCCUCAGAACCUAGUUGCAGAUUGGAAGUUCAGAGAGUAUGCCUUAUUUUUGCUUGGUUUUCUCACUUCCCAACUCGGUGGUUAUAUCGAUAAGUACUUUGGACCAUUCAUUUCCGAAUUGUAUGAGGAUAUUAACAGUUUCCCCAUACUAAGGGCAGCUUUUGCUGAUGAAGAAAGAAGUGGGAGAGAAGCUUUGGACGACAAGGAGCAAAGUCGGUUUUAUGAACCAUUGUCGCUCCAUGAGUCUCUCUUCCAUGCUCUUAAAUUGCCAGAAUCUGAUGAUAAUCUUUAUAUCAUGAAGUGUAUAAUGCGGUCUCUCCAAGUUUCUUCCCCUACGAAUGCGUCCUGUGAUAUUGAUGCUUAUGAAUUGGGUUCCAUUUUGAGAGAUCUUUCCAAUGAGCCAAAGAAUCCCAACUUCAUCACUUAUUUGUUUCAUGUAAGACCCUUGGAAAACGAAUUAAGAGGCUUCUUCCAGCAUCUCCUUUUUUCUGAAACAUGGCAGCGUUCUCCAGUCGCUUUGUGGCUUCUUAAGGCCGACUUUCGGAAGAAACGCAAAGAACUGCUUAAAGCCAAUUGGUUGAAAAAAUUAAUUGAGAUGCUCGUCUUACUCUCUACGAUAGAUGACAGGGGAGGCUACGGUCUCUGCAUUCUUAUACUGGAUCUCAAAUAUCAUAAUAUUCAACAUUUUGUCUUUAAUUCCAUCGAUGCAGCGUCAGUAAGUGAGAAUUCUGAGCUUUUGCUGAUGAAGAAAGAAAUGGGAGAGAAGCUUGAGGACAACAAGGAGCUAAGUCGGUUUUAUGAACCAUUGUCGCUCCAUGAGUCUCUCUUCCAUGCUCUUAAAUUGCCAGAAUCUGAUGAUAAUCUUUAUAUCAUGAAGUGUAUAAUGCGGUCUCUCCAAGUUUCUUCCCCUACGGAUGCCUCUUGUGAUAUUGACGCUUAUGAAUUGGGUUCCAUUUUGAGAGAUCUUUCCGCCAAAGAAUCCCAACUUCAUCACUUAUUUGUUUCAGUCAGUUGA
Macadamia integrifolia is the source of this 1503-nucleotide messenger RNA. RefSeq names its product exportin-2-like. Gene Ontology annotation, molecular function: small GTPase binding. The record is from RefSeq and is a predicted model, not a curated record. The coding region runs from base 1 to 1503 and encodes 500 amino acids. NCBI's taxonomy places the organism in Eukaryota, Viridiplantae, Streptophyta, Magnoliopsida, Proteales, Proteaceae. The transcript is spliced from 4 exons. Gene Ontology annotation, biological process: intracellular protein transport.